Messenger RNA from Emiliania huxleyi CCMP1516, 1089 nucleotides. RefSeq lists its product as hypothetical. Gene Ontology annotation, molecular function: minus-end-directed microtubule motor activity; dynein intermediate chain binding; dynein light intermediate chain binding. Lineage: Eukaryota; Haptophyta; Isochrysidales; Noelaerhabdaceae. Gene Ontology annotation, biological process: microtubule-based movement. The record is from RefSeq and is a predicted model, not a curated record. The transcript has 2 exons. Gene Ontology annotation, cellular component: dynein complex. The coding region runs from base 1 to 1089 and encodes 362 amino acids.
AUGCGCCACGAGAUGUACCGCGUCUUUUACGACCGCCUGGUCGACGACGCCGACAAGGGCUUUGUCGGCGACAAGAUCUCCAAGGCGAUCAAGGCGUCCUUCUCUUCUGAGGCGGAGGAGGCGCUGCGCGAGCCGUGCCUCUUCGGUGACCUCCUAAACUACCACGAGGUAGAGGAGGAGCGCAGUGCCGGCGGCGGCGAGGAAGUGCGCCUGUACGAGGACUUGCAGGACUUCGAGCGCUUCAAGCCGGUCUUGGAGGGGGUGCUCGAAAAGUACAAUGGCGUGCACAAGCCGAUGAACCUCGUCCUCUUUGACGACUGCCUCGGGCACCUCGUGCGUGUGCAUCGGCUCAUGCGGCUGCCGCGCGGCAACGCGCUCCUGGUGGGCGUCGGCGGCUCGGGCAAGCAGUCCAUCACGCGGCUGGCGGCUUACACCGCCGAUGCCGACGUCUUUUCGAUCACGCUCACGCGCGGUUACAACGAGGCGCUGUUCCGGGACGACCUCAAGCAGCUGUACAGUAAGCUGCAGACCCAACCGACGGCCUUCCUCUUCACCGACGGGCACGUGGCGGAGGAGGGCUUCCUCGAGCUCAUCAACAAUAUGCUCACCGCCGGCAUGGUGCCCGCGCUAUUUGAGGAGUCUGAGAAGGACGGCAUCGUCAACUCGAUCCGGGACGAGGCGGUGAAGAAGGGCGGGGCUGUCGAUACCAAAGACUCCAUCUGGCAGUACUUCAUCGGCAAGUGCCGCGACAACCUGCACGUGGUCUUAGCCAUGUCGCCUGUCGGCGAGCAGCUGCGAGUCCGGUGCCGAUCUUUCCCGGGAAUGGUGAACAAUACCGUGAUCGACUGGUUCGUGCCGUGGCCUGAGGCGGCCCUCGAGUCCGUCGCCGGCGUCUUUUUGGCUGAGGAGGACCUGCCCGACCCAUCGCGCCGGCCCAUUGUCGAGCACAUGGUGAUGGUGCACCAGAUGGUGCGCACUCAGUCGGAGGAAUUUUUGCAGCAGCUCAAGCGGUACAACUACGUCACGCCCAAGAACUCCAUCCGCCAUCACACAUGGAUUUUAUGGGGGAUUUUAAGUGUGGUGCGCUAG